Exophiala mesophila is the source of this 1143-nucleotide messenger RNA. Its product is annotated as NADH-ubiquinone oxidoreductase 12 kDa subunit, mitochondrial. The record is from RefSeq and is a predicted model, not a curated record. The transcript is spliced from 3 exons. The coding region runs from base 212 to 640 and encodes 142 amino acids. NCBI's taxonomy places the organism in Eukaryota, Fungi, Ascomycota, Eurotiomycetes, Chaetothyriales, Herpotrichiellaceae.
CAUCGACAACUUACUCUCAACCAGCCCUCAUCCUUCACGUCAAACGGGAAGAAACCAGCUGCCUGUUGACGACUGUCUAGACGCGUGGGCGUUGGGUGAUAUAAAAGCUGCGAGAAGAGCAGUCUGCGCCUAAUCACCAAUCACUCAACCCGAAACCGUCACGACCAACAGACCGAGGUUUUGCGCAUUCCUCCCUUCUUCAUUCACCAAUAUGCCUACUCCCGAGUCCGAAGCCUUUCUUGCGAAGAAGCCCAAGGUUCCACCUACAUUCCAAGGUGUUGACUUUGCCGACCACCAGGCCGUGGUCGAUGCCAGAGAUGCCAUCAUCAGAGAACAAUGGGUCACGGUGAUGAUGAGGAGAUUAGUGGGAGAAGAAAUGGGUAAAUGCUACGCCCGCGAAGGAGUCAAUCACUUGGAAAAGUGCGGAAAAUACAGAGAACGAUACCUUCAAUUAUUAAAAGAAAACCGAGAAAAGGGAUACCGAGGCCAACAGCAAAACUACAUGCCAGGCGUCGACGGUCCAGCCGGUGGCCCUGAGAUUUACACCAACUAUCCUACUGCUCAACAGGCCAAGGGCACAGCAGGCUCCGACAGCCGACCUGGAAACACCACUGGAAAGGGCGGCGAUGUUUUGUACUAGACAGAUUGCGGGGAGCAAUCCAACAAGAUGCAGCUCAAACACCCAGAUCAAGCAUCCAAUUGCACUCACUGUACAUACCUUUGUAGUAGGGAUCCGGCCUGAAUGGAGUGUGGGGAAUUCAUACAAAAAGACAUGAUUGACCAGAUAUUAUUCCCGACUUUACCGCGAGAUCUUCUGGCCUCUGGUUUCAACGAUAGGCACUGAGUAGCCAGUAGCAAUGCACGGCCGAAGAUGACAUUGUCUGCCAUGGCUCUUGUCGAGGAGAAGCCCAGCAACCCCUCAUUAUGUCGUUGUUCGAACAGGGAUUAUGAAUGGCUGGGCAGAACUUCUCCCUUAGUGUCAGGGUCAGACGUUGGCCUCGCUGGUGUUGUCCGUGGCUGGCAAUUGAUCGCGAGGUUUUUGGAAGUCUAUCAUGUCACAUCCUCAUCACCAUCAACAUGUGGAUUGCUUCGGAUAAACACGGUCUCUCUAAUAAUAAUUCAGAAGGAGAACUUUGGUGGGGC